Molecule: messenger RNA, 2196 nt
Organism: Dichotomopilus funicola
Lineage: Eukaryota; Fungi; Ascomycota; Sordariomycetes; Sordariales; Chaetomiaceae
Exons: 2
Coding region: 1-2196 (731 amino acids)
Biological process (GO): positive regulation of transcription from RNA polymerase II promoter by galactose; DNA-templated transcription
Cellular component (GO): nucleus
Molecular function (GO): zinc ion binding; RNA polymerase II cis-regulatory region sequence-specific DNA binding; DNA-binding transcription factor activity, RNA polymerase II-specific
Source: RefSeq, a predicted model, not a curated record
AUGGAAACUCGGUCCGUCCGUGCGCGCGUAGCCAAUGCAUGCGAUCUCUGCAAACUGCGCAAAAUCAAAUGCAGCGGUGCCCAGCCAUGCACAUACUGUGCGCGCCGUCGCCAGCCGGACCAAUGUCGAUACACUGCUCCGCGCCGCCGACUCGGAACCCGCUCCCAUGAUGCAACCACCCAGGCCCACGCCACGUCCGCCUCGCCGUCGUCUUCGACGCAUCUGGCCCCAUCCACUCGUAGCCGCCCAGCACCGCCAGCACCAGGCCUCUCGUCGUCUCACCAUCCCACGCCUGCCCCCGUUGCUAUUUCCCAAGCAGCAAACACAGCCUCCCCACGGGCCUCGGCCUCGCUAGCACCACCACCCCGACCCACCGACGCCGCCUUUGCUGCUGCAUACGAGGAACACGAAGAAACCGAGGUGCCUCGCGAAGCGCGGUUGCUCUGCGAUGCGCAGGGGAAGCUUAUCUUCGUGGGGGACUGCGCCCCUCUUUCCUUCUUCCAGAGCGUUCGGAGACUAGUCACCAACAAGGUCGACGCUAGCGCUUUUGCUCCUGAAACAAGCGGUUAUUCCUCUCUUGAGAAUGCCUAUUCACGAACCGGGAAAACGGGGGCGUUUGGAGGUGAGCCGCCGCCAGUCGACGUGCCCAUCGAGCCCUGCGUCGCCGCCUACCUCGAUGUCACCGCGGGUCUCAUUGAUCUUUUCGACAAUGCUCACUUAGCAGAUGAUAUUGCAUCGUGGAUUGCAGGUGACCGUCUGCAUGAUGGUGCUGGCGACGUUCCAUCGGCGGUGAAUUAUUUGGUCUUGGCCAUAGGCUGUCAAAAAUCAGACGAGCACACCGCCCAGGCGUACUUUGAUUACGCGCGGAAUCUCGCCUUUACCAGCCUCGGUGGUAAUGUCGGGGUUGCCGGGGUGCAGGCUUUCAUUCUCAUCAGCUUCUACUCCCUGAGUGCAUGCCAGAUCAAUGGAGCGUUUCUCUUUUUCGGCAUUGCCGCGCGGGCAGCCUAUUCCAUAGGGAUUCACCGGACUGCUGUCAACGCUAGGUUCGGACCAGAGAUACACCGGCAAAGGGAUCGGUUGUGGAAGAGUCUGAGGGUGUUGGAUUUGUUUCUCAGCACAUCCAUGGGGCGGCCACCAGCUACGUCUGAUGUGGACUGUACGGUGCCGUACGGGGCACAGGAUGAAGCGGGCCUUGAGUCGUUUGAUUUACUGAACGCAUCCGUCCAGAUAUUCUUGGUCAUCGAAGCCGUUGUUAUGGAGGUCUACUCGCGGCGCAAAAUAUCCCCGCGGUUGACAGAAGGCAUAUCACGGGAGCUUCGAGACUGGUCAACCCGCUGGCUUCAACGCUUGAAAGACAUCAUGGAGGGAGGUUCGUCGGGAGCGCAAGGGGGGAUAGUAAACGGCGCUUGUCAGGUGGUUUGCACAUAUUACUAUGCCGUAAUUCUUGUUUCCCGCCCGUUCUUCAUGGUGGAGGUGCACAGCCGGUUGUCCGAAGGGAGUACUUCUGCCUACAACGGCCUCAGCACCAAAUCGAAGCUGGCCGAGGCCUGCGUUGAUGCUGCGAUCCUUAUGGUGGAACCUGUCCGGGACGCCAUCGAACAAGGCUCGAUAACCCAGCGGGCGCCCGUCAUUGUUUCAUGGGUCUUUGCCUCGUCGCUCGUGCUUGGCCUUGGACUCCUUGGCGGCUUCGGCCGCAUUCUCGAGAAGCACUGUCGAGCGUCCAUUGCGGUACUGCAACACUUCUCCAAGAGCGAUGCUCAUGCGGUGCAGUACUCGCUCAUCGCCAAGUCACUGCUCAGUACCGCUCUCAAGUAUCUUGAGAAAAGAGAGAUCCAAGAACGGCAGCAGAGAACCGAAAGCUCAUCCCAGCUCUUCGGACUGAUCCCACGAACGCCACGGUCAGACAGCAAUCAUGGGACACCACCGCCUGGGAGCUGGCGGAGCGACAGCCCCCAGAAGGAAGUCGGUAGGUCGGACAAAACUCGCUCUGGGUUCUCCCACAGCGGUCCGGAGGCGCGGUUCAACUUCGACUUUGAGUCUACAUUUCUUGGGCUGGGCGAUACGUUGCCCAAAACGCCCGACUUUUCGCUCGCUGGCGGGCCUCUCGAUGUUGAUGCAGAACAGACCUUUGGUGCGCUUAACUUGUUCCCACUGCUAGAAACAGAUGGCCACAUCGAUCUGGCCAACUAUUUCUGA